This is a messenger RNA of Colletotrichum godetiae, 2441 nucleotides long. RefSeq names its product cytochrome P450. The transcript has 4 exons. Bases 483 to 2021 code for a protein of 512 amino acids. Lineage: Eukaryota; Fungi; Ascomycota; Sordariomycetes; Glomerellales; Glomerellaceae. Gene Ontology annotation, molecular function: heme binding; iron ion binding; oxidoreductase activity, acting on paired donors, with incorporation or reduction of molecular oxygen. The record is from RefSeq and is a predicted model, not a curated record.
UCCCGGUCGAACGAGGGUCCCUUUCACUCCUUAUCAAUUAUCUCAUCGUCAAAGCUCAACGCUCAACUGCCGUUCAGCCCCUUUCCCGAGAAGAGCCAGCCCAGGCACAAUCCAGGCCGCAAAAAAUUAACGGGAUACGGGAUCGGCACGCACGACUCAACCUGACAUUUCCCAAUUCCCCUUCCACCUGGUCACCCCCCUCCCCAGUUCUUCAAAGCGCCACUGCCCACCAUGAGGCCCUCGCUCUCAAGCGAAAUGAUAGUGUACCAUCAGAGACAUAAAAUCCCACGAGGACCCGGGGACCGCAACCCGUUGCCGAAGCUAGACAGGCCCCUUCGAAGCAUCCUUUAAAGUACCUGAGCCGCCGUCCCGGGACCAUCCCAUCAAGACGGUUUUCAUCCACAUGUUGAUCACCUUCCCUUUUACUCUUUCAUACAUCGCACUCUUCUGAUACUAGUAAGAAGAACUUGCGACGGGCAAAGAUGGGUCUCAUUUCACAACUAUACAGCCUUCGUUGGCUCUUUGCGGCGAUCGUGUUAGCCGUGUACGUCGGCCAGAAGAUCCGGACGUAUAAUCGGCUCAGAGCAUUUAAGGGCCCGGUCCUGUGCGGCUGGACGGAGGCGUGGCAUGCCUGGGCGAUUCUGACUUUCAAGUCUCACCUGAAGUAUGACGAAGUAUGCAGGAAAUACGGGACGAUCGCUCGCGUCGGGCCGAACGAUUUGAUCACAUCCUCACCCGAGCUUCUCGUUUACAUGAGCGGCAUCCGGUCGCCGUACACGCGGACGGAGUGGUACUACCGCGCGUGCCGGCACAUGUCGGAGAAUGAUCACGUCUUUAGUGAGAUGGACGAGGAGAAGCACAGGGUGCUAAGGCAACGGAUGGGAGCCGGAUAUUCUGGCAAAGAGAACCUUGCGCUAGAAGACUCAGUCGACACACACGUGUCGGAGCUGGUCCAACUUAUCCGGUCAAAGUACAUGUCUUCAGAGUUCGCAGCGCGGCCCAUGGACCUGGCCAUGAAGAUGCAGUACCUGACGCUAGAUGUCAUCAGCAACAUCAGCUACGGCAAGCCCUUUGGUGACCUGCGCGCCGACGAGGACAUGUUUGGCGUCGCCGAGUCAGCCGAAGUCGGCAUGACAAUCUUUACUUACAAGAUUGGCCUGGGCCUCUACAAGAUCCUGCAAAAGCCCAUCGUGGCACGCCUUCUAGGUCCCAAGGAGACGGACGCCUCCGGCUUCGGCCGUAUGUUCGCCAACGGCCGCGCCAUCAUCAAGGAGCGCCUUGCGCGCGACACGGAGAAGCGAUCCGAUAUGAUUGCGUCGUUUAUCCGUCACGGUCUCAGCGAGGAUGAGAUCCUUUCCGAAACGACGCUGCAGAUGAUUGCGGGGUCCGAUACCACGGCCGCGUCGCUUCGCAUCAUCAUGCUGUACCUCCUCACACACGCCCGCGUCUACGCGAAGCUCCAGGCCGAGAUUGACGGCUACGUCAGGGACGGCCAGAUUGGGUCCCGGCCAUUGGGCAUCGUCUCGGACGCGGAUAACAGGCGGAUGCCGUACCUGCAGGCCGUCAUCAAGGAGGGCAUGCGCGUGCACCCGCCCGUGACGAAUAUGGACCCCAAGCGGGUGCCGGAUGGCGGCGACACGGUUGUUGUGAACGGCGAGUCGGUAUUCUUGCCGGGCGGAACGAAUAUCAAUGCCGCGGCAUGGCCAAUGCACUUGAGCAAGGAGGUCUUUGGCGAGGACGCGGAUGAAUUCCGGCCUGAGCGGUGGUUGUUGGAGGAGGAUGAGAGGCGGUUGAUGAGUAUGCACCGGGUGCAUGAGCUCAUUUUUGGGUAUGGAAAGUAUCAGUGCCUUGGCCGGCCUAUCGCGAUGAUGGAGAUUGGCAAAACUAUUUUCGAGUUGAUGCGCAACUUUGACUGGUGUCUCGCGAAACCUGAUACACCAUGGAAGGAAGCGAACCACGCCGGUGUCUUCACUCACAACGACAUGUGGGUACUCGCUUCCGAGCGGCCUCAAUUUGAAUGAGAGAGUUCUUUUUGGUUAGGGGUUUGGCUUGAUUGGAGUCUGGCGCGGGUGGAAGAGGUCCAAAUAAACGGACUCAAUAAUGGGAACUUUGGGUUUCGGGGUAACAGGAUCCUAGUUGGCUAGCUGGUUUUCAAAGUCUAUUGUAGUUGGAUGGCGCGGGUUUGAGGUUGGAAAUGUGUUUCCGGGCUAAUCAAUGGCCGGCGGGAUUCACAUUGAUAGAUCGUGGCUGCGGCGCAGCCCGGGGUCCAUUGCCAGUCUAGCCGAUCGCGGUCUGAAGGCCGCCCGGUGGCUUAGGCGAUGGUGAGGAAUGUUUAUGCAGUCAGCAGAAAACCACCAAUGGGGGGGUAUCUGUCAAUACAUAUCAAAAUGUAUUUGAACCUGAGAUCUUCCAUCGAUGUCACUAAAUGCUCAUUUGCACUU